Messenger RNA from Trypanosoma brucei brucei TREU927, 1365 nucleotides. RefSeq lists its product as hypothetical. The transcript has a single exon. The record is from RefSeq and is a predicted model, not a curated record. NCBI's taxonomy places the organism in Eukaryota, Euglenozoa, Kinetoplastea, Trypanosomatida, Trypanosomatidae. The coding region runs from base 1 to 1365 and encodes 454 amino acids.
AUGCGAGCAAACCCAAUUGAGCGAAGAAAAGAAAGGGAGACUGCGCUCUCCGUGCGACAGAGGGAGUUGGAAGAGUUGCGUCAACGGAAAGCACAGCUGGGGGAGGAAUUAGGCAUGGAACUCAGUGCGUUAGAAGGUGACAAUCUUGCAGCGGCCUUUCCUGUUAUUCAAUAUUGUGGUUCGAGGCCAAAAAAGGAUGCAAAAAAGAUUCCAGUGGAGAGCCUGGGAAGUGUGAUGAACCAAUUCGAGAUUGCCAUCAAGGCAAUUUCACAGAAUAACCGAGAUAUUGAACAACAGAUUACUGACCUCAAUCGCACCAUUGGCGUGGAAGCUCAACGCUUUACCAAGUUAAAGCGGCAUUCAAAGGAACUUGCAGAUGCCACAGGUGUCAGCCUGGACCCCAAUGCUGUGCAACACCUCGCUGGUAAAUCCCGAGAUGGAGAGGACUGCAGUGGUGGUUUAAAGGAACUUGAGGAAACAACUGUGGUGUUGGAGGAACGUAAGGCUCUCGUUGAGAAAGAAAUCAGGGCUGCACGCCAGCUUGUAAAAAAGAAGGAGGAGGCUGUUCUUGCAAUGAGCAGUGCGCUGGAGUCACGCCAAGAAGAAAUUGAUCAGUUGAACAGAUUGUACAACGAUAUCCGCGUUGUAGAUCGUGAUAUCAAAUGUGAAAAGGAGACACUUCGAGAGAUAAUCAGUGAGCAUGACAUUGUGGAUACCAAACUUAAUGAAGCCAUUGAAAGAAAUGUAUCACGAACUCGUUUACUUAUUGAGCAAGGUAUUAAUGAGAUCAAGACAGAAAUUGCUGAUUCUGUGAGUGUAUCGAGGCGUGGACAAGAACGGGUAAUGAAGGCUCAAGAGUUCCGCAUUGACCAGCUUGAGAAGCGACUUGAUUGUAUUAAUAAGGCUCUGAAAAACAACCACCUCACGCGAGAUGUGGAGGCCAUUGUUUCUCACAAGUGGGCUGCGGCAGGUGAUGCUCUUGUUGCUGCAACACCUGAUGAAAGUAUGUAUGAUAUUGAGGCAAUUAUACCACCACAGGAAAGGUGCCAUCCUGCUAUAUAUAACCUUCUUCUAACUGAGAAGGAAAGGCUGGCGCGACGCAUCAGUUUACUGGGUAUCAUUGCGAAAGAAAAGAAAGAAGUAAUUGACGCUCUUGCGUGUAAAGCCGAAGCAUUGGCACGUGAGUGCCAACAAGCCAUUCAGGAGCUUGACCACGUGGCCUCUGCUGCUGCAUAUGAGGAGGAAAUGCAGCGUGUUGAGGCUAUGGAAUACAUUCAGAAACAGCGCCUUCACUACAGUGAUCUAUUCAAGGAAAUGUGGAAGCUUAAGACAAAGAAUCAGGGUCCACUGUGGAGGGCGUAUUAG